AUCAUUGCGCCUUUCCAUUUUCCAUUUCUUCUUUUCUCUCAUUUCAACGGCUCUUCUUCUUCUUCUUCUUCUUCUUCUUCCUAAAUUAGCUUUCUUGAACGCCCUCGAUUGAGAACUCCAUCAAUCUUGAAAUCAAUUCAAGAUUUAAGUUCUUCCCAGUUCAUCUUUCUUCUGGAUUCGUCACUGUAAUGGCUCCAACCCCGUCUUCUAAAUCUAAUCAAGGUCAUAUGACCCAAUUGAGAACUCCUCAAGCGAAGCGCCUCAAUUUCAAUCCCCCUAGAUCACAUUCAUCCCCUUUUCCCAAUUCCGCCAUUAAAGACUCCCAGUCCGAGCAUCCUGUUGAAGUAAUCGGCCGGAUCCGAGACUAUCCCGACCGGAAAGAUAAACCGGUUUCGAUCCUGCAGAUAAAUCCCGAUGGACAGAACGUCCGGGUUCGGGCUGACUUUGGGUACAGGGAUUUCAGUCUCGAUGGGAUUUCGCUGUCGGAAGAGGAAGAUCUUGACUCGUUUUACAAGAAGUUCGUGGAAGCGAGGAUUCAUGGUGUUAAGUUGGGUGAGAAAUGUACGAUUAUGAUGUAUGGACCAACCGGUGCCGGCAAGAGUCACACGAUGUUUGGCUGUGCGAAGCAGCCGGGGAUUGUGUAUAGGUCGCUGAAGGACAUUUUAGGUGACGGAGAAAAUGAAGCUGCCUCUACUGCCGGAGUCGAUGGUGGCGAGCGGCUGAAUGUUGGGAUGUUUGUACAAGUUACGGUUCUGGAGAUCUAUAAUGAAGAAAUAUAUGAUCUUCUUUCGAGUAAUUCUGGUGGAGGACUAGGGCUUGGUUGGCCUAAGGGAAGUGCCUCUAAGGUGAAGCUUGAAGUGAUGGGAAAGAAGGCAAAGAAUGCUACUUAUCUAUCUGGAAAUGAAGCAGGAAAGAUUUCCAAAGAGAUUCAGAAAGUGGAGAAAAGAAGGAUUGUUAAAAGUACACUCUGUAAUGAGAGAAGUUCUAGAAGCCAUUGCAUGAUAAUCCUUGACGUGCCGACUGUCGGUGGACGCCUGAUGCUCGUGGAUAUGGCUGGUUCUGAAAACAUAGAGCAAGCUGGACAAGUUGGAUUUGAGGCAAAAAUGCAGACAGCAAAGAUUAAUCAAGGUAACAUUGCAUUGAAAAGAGUGGUUGAAUCAAUUGCCAAUGGUGAUUCUCAUGUGCCUUUCAGAGACAGUAAAUUGACCAUGCUUCUGCAGGAUUCUUUUGAGGAUGAUAAAUCCAAAAUUCUGAUGAUUCUGUGUGCUAGCCCUGAUCCAAAGGAAUUACACAAGACAAUCUCUACUCUCGAAUACGGUGCGAAAGCCAAAUGCAUUGUCCGUGGUCCUCAUACACCAACAAAGGAUAAAUGUGGUGCUGAUGAUUCUGCUUCAGCUGUUAUUCUGGGUUCGAGAAUUGCGGCCAUGGACGAUUUCAUCUUCAAGUUACAGAAGGAGAACAAACUUAGAGAGAAAGAGCGAAAUGAGGCACAUAGAGAACUCAUGAAGAAAGAAGAAGAGGUGUCAGCAUUGAGAGCUAAGCUCGAGCUAGCGAGUUCGAAAGGAUCAAACGUGAGUGAGGAAGAGAUCAAUUCGAAGGUGAAUGAGAGAACGCAACUUCUGAAACUUGAGUUGGAGAGGAAGCUGGAGGAGUGCCAGAGAAUGGCCAAUGAAUUUGUUGAACUGGAGAGGAGAAGGAUGGAAGAAAGGAUACUGCAGCAGCAACAAGAAGUCGAAAUGUUGAGACGUCGGUUGGAAGAGAUCGAAUCCGAGCUAUUGAAUUCAAAGGAUGCUACAAGCAAUGAUGUAAACAAAUCAAGGGACAUGGAUGGCUGCAGGCUUGCUAAAAGACUCUUAGGAGUAUAUGCUAGUGCAGAUGCAGGGAUGGUGAAGUCCAUGGACUUGGACAUGGAUGAUCAAGAACCAAUUCGCGAAGUAAAACUCAUCGGCGGUGUGGAUUAUCAACCAACUACCAACAAUGGUAUCCAAAGCCUACUAGACAAAGUGAACGAGAAAGUUGAUCAUAAUGUAUUUUCAUCACGGUUUGGGGAUGGGGAUAGAGUAUGCCUAAGUACUGUAUUCGAGGAAGAAGAAGCAGAAGAGGAAGAGGAGAAGGAAGUUAUAGAAGAAAAGAGAGUGGUGUGUACAGUGGAAGGACUCACCGAACAACAACUGACACCAAACGUUGUGAUCAGGAGUCAGAACAAAGAAGAUUUUAUCAAGGAGAGAUCAGAGAUCGGCAUCGGAUUGUUAAACGACAACGAAAACUCCAAGGACACCGCAUUCUCGAGAAAGUUGAGAAUUCAAAAUAUAUUUACUCUUUGUGGAAACCAUAGAGAGCUAUCUCAACAAAUUGCCCCAACACCUGAGAAGAAGAGAUCUGAUGAUGCUGAAAACCAGCACCCUUCAUCUCCAUUGAAGACAAUUGGAGAAGUUCAUAAGCCUACAUCAGAUCAUUACACUCAAAUCCUUUCAGACCUGACGAACCAGAAUGGAGCUGUAUUGACAGAAAAUGAAGAGACAAUGCAGCCUAUAAAGCUGCUACAAGUAAAGGGAGGAAUAAACAGCCCAAGUGUUGUACCAAUGAGUCCAGUUCUUCCAUUGUGCUCAAAGGAGAACAAGCUACCACCCGGCACGCCGAACAUGGUAUCGCAGCAAGGUGAUGGGCUAUCACCGAGGCUCAGCGCUACGCCGUUCAUCACAGUAAGAAGACACUAAGGGGGAAGAAAAAGGGGAGGUGUUUUAUGUUUAGGAGUUUUGCUGCAUUAUGGUUGUGCUUUGAGUAUAUAGAGAUGAAUAUACUCUUGCGUUGAACUAUUGAAGUUGUUAAUAGAUUCAUGAAAUCUUCAAUGUAAUUCAGUUAUAUAUUAUACUUUGUUAAAUAUGAAACUUACUCUUCCUUCCCAUUAUUCUUCUUCUUCUAAUAGAUGCAUACAAAUUCAGUUCCACA
Molecule: messenger RNA, 2949 nt
Organism: Cucumis melo (muskmelon)
Lineage: Eukaryota; Viridiplantae; Streptophyta; Magnoliopsida; Cucurbitales; Cucurbitaceae
Product: kinesin-like protein KIN-10A
Exons: 6
Coding region: 189-2717 (842 amino acids)
Biological process (GO): microtubule-based movement
Cellular component (GO): microtubule; kinesin complex
Molecular function (GO): ATP binding; microtubule motor activity; ATP hydrolysis activity
Source: RefSeq, a predicted model, not a curated record